This is a messenger RNA of Prorocentrum cordatum, 1427 nucleotides long. NCBI's taxonomy places the organism in Eukaryota, Dinophyceae, Prorocentrales, Prorocentraceae. The record is from the annotation of a GenBank genome assembly.
AGCGGCGGUCCCGCCCUGGUUUGCCAUGCUGCGGCCUGCGGGCUCCGUUGCCAUGGACGAGCAUGCCUGCCCCGGCCACGGCGCCUGAUCCGCGGUGGAGCGGCAGAGCACCGUCGACGGCGGGGCGAUGGCGGAUCCCUCGUUUGCCGACGCGCCGCGCCAGCUCAAAGUCUUCGUCGGGGGGCUGUCGCAGAAUUCGAGCAGAGAGUCCCUGAACGCUUACUUUCAGCAGUACGACCCGUUCGUGGACUGCUACAUCAUGAAAGACGGCAGGACUGGCCGCAGUCGGGGAUUCGCGUUCGCGAAUUUCGCGGAUGAGUCGGCGAUGGAGAUGUUGCUGCAGCUUGAGCACAACAUCGACGGUGUGCCAGUCACGCUUUCCCCGUACAACCAGGGCAAGUCCAAGGGCGGGUACAAAGGGCGACCUGUGGUGAUGAUGCAGCAGCAGCAAGUACGGCCCCCUGUGGUCCACGUGGUGGGGGCGGCCAACCCGAACCAGUCCGUGCAGAGUGUGCUCGGGGUGGUCAACAACCUCCUCUCGCAGCAGCCCGGGGGUGCUGAAGUGGCGGGCGCGCUCAACAACGCCGUGAACGCCAUUCUGCAGCAGCCAACGCAGCCGGUGCCAGUUGUGGUGCAGCAGGUGGAGCAGAGGCCACAAGGCGAGUUCAAGAUCUUCGUCGGUGGGCUGUCCCAAGAGACCACGAAGGAGUCCUUGAGUGGCUACUUCUCGCAGUUCGGCCACGCGGACGCCUACGUCAUGAAGGACGGGGCGACGGGGCGCAGCCGCGGGUUCGCCUUCGUGAACUUCCAGGAGCAGUCGGUGGUUAACACCGUGCUGCAGAUGGAGCACCAGAUCGAUGGGGUCGUCGUGCAGUGCUCGCAGUACAGGUAUGGCGGCGGCAAGGGGGGCGGCGGCUGCGGCGGCGGCGGCUUUGCCGGUGGCGGCGGCGGCGGCUUCGUGGCCACGCCGCGAGCCGGCGGCCACCGCUACGGCGGCGGCGGCGGCGGCUUCGUGGCGACGCCGCAGCAGCAGCAGCACCAGCCUGGCGGCUACGGCGCGCCACCAGCGGCCGCCUCGGGCGGAGGAUUUCAAUCCUGCAAGCUGUUCGUAGGGCAGCUUGCGACCACCGCCAACGAGACGGCCCUGCAAGGCGCCUUCUCGAGGUACAACGUGGUCCGCGCGACGGUCUGCCGGGACGCCUCGGGGCAGCCGAAGGGCUUCGGCGUCGUCGAGUUCGGCUCGCCCGCGGACGCGGAGGCCGCGAUGGCGAUGCAGCCGGUCAUCGACGGGCAGCAGACCGAGGUCACCGAGUAUUACCAGAAACAGCAGCCGAGAUCAGCCCCUUAUGGCCGGUCCAACCCGUACUGAGCGGGCGCUGCCGAAUAGGUGCGGCGUCGCCGGGGGAUGAGACAGGGAAGGAGGGGAG